Cydia amplana is the source of this 680-nucleotide messenger RNA. Its product is annotated as gastrula zinc finger protein XlCGF7.1-like. Bases 1 to 678 code for a protein of 225 amino acids. The record is from RefSeq and is a predicted model, not a curated record. The transcript has a single exon. NCBI's taxonomy places the organism in Eukaryota, Metazoa, Arthropoda, Insecta, Lepidoptera, Tortricidae. Gene Ontology annotation, biological process: regulation of DNA-templated transcription. Gene Ontology annotation, molecular function: RNA polymerase II cis-regulatory region sequence-specific DNA binding; DNA-binding transcription factor activity, RNA polymerase II-specific.
AUGCUUCCUAGACUCUGCAACUGUAUGAAUCAAGACACAAAGAAGAACAAGCAUACUAACACAUCUUCAAAUUCUUUUCUAGGGAGAUUACGGAAGGAAUCGAAGGACGAAACAGACAAAUUAAUAUGUACCGUCACUCGAGAGGAAGACGGCUCGAAAACCUUCACGUGUCUCACGUGCAGCAACACUUUCAAGCAGCGCCAGUACUUCAGGCUGCACUACAAGCACGUGCACUUGAAACAGCGCCCGAAGACCCGCCCCUGCACUAUCUGCGGGGCCCAGCUGACCCCCCACAAACACGCCAGACACUUGGAACAGGUCCACGGCAAACCGGCCCCCUCUUGCGGGGCGUGCGGCAAGAAAUUCUCCUUCCCCUUCGAAGUCAUCCGCCACCACAAAACCUUUCACAUGGGGGAGAAACACUUCCAAUGCGAUAAAUGCUCCAUGACGUUCUCGCACAAGAAAAACUUAAAUCUCCACAUAAUGAAGCAUGAGGAUAUAAAGAAGUUUAAGUGUAAAUUAUGUGGGAAGGCUUUCAAGUGGAGGAAUAACUUAACUGAGCAUGAGAAGACACACGUAAAGAUUAAGAAACAUGUUUGUACCGUGUGUGAGGCCGCUUUUGUGAAGCAUAGGAGUUUGCAACACCACGUCAAACUAAGACAUCCAGAGGCGAUAUAAGU